Ectocarpus sp. CCAP 1310/34 is the source of this 1951-nucleotide messenger RNA. The record is from the annotation of a GenBank genome assembly. NCBI's taxonomy places the organism in Eukaryota, Phaeophyceae, Ectocarpales, Ectocarpaceae.
UUUUCCCCACGUCCUCCUGCUAGUACUUCGUGCCAACAGCACCGUCACUCCCGCUCUUCCCACGCGCCACGUAAAACAGCACCGCCACUCCCACUCUCAGUAGGAGACAAUCACGAUCGGAUUCAAGCGUUUGGACGAGCUCGUGACGAAAGCAGCGGGGCACGCGGCGGGGUGCGAGGUUCAAUGCGUGGAGGUCAAGUCACGGCAACGAACACAGCAGAAGGCCAGCGAGUCCUAUGGUGGAGACGUCCGAAAGGUUACUGACAUGGCUAGGGUGGCUGUAAUCUGUGACACACCGCAGGCCUUGAGAGAUGUGUACUCGGCCAUGCGGGGGUUUCUACAGGAAGAUGUUCCGAGGGUGAAAAAUGGCUUCAGCUACGACUGGAUGCCCAAUGGUUAUCGGGAUGUAAAGGUGAACCCCGUCGUAAACGGUCACCUUUGUGAGAUUCAGCUGCAGCUCCGCGAGUUCUUCACAUUGAAACACGGCCAACACUCCGUUUAUAAGUGGGCGCGGGAGCUCAACGUAUCCACGGAGGUGGAGCCCGAAUACUUGCUCGAAAAUCUGUCUGGCGAGGUUAUGGAGGAGAUGGUCCGCCUAGCUCAGCGUGACUGGCAUGGAACUGGGUACUGCCUGACGGACUUGCAGGUCGCUGCCGGACAGUUCGAUGAGGCCGAGACGGGCAUCAGACAGGAAAUCUCCGAGGUCGAGGACGAGCUACGGGAUCGGAGGGAAGACAACCAUAAACCAAGACAGGCAUUGCUCCGCGCCUCUGCAGCCAGGGUUAACCUGGGCGUUGUUUUUGAGAACCAGGACAAGUUCGACGAGGCUGAGGCACUAUUCAGAAGCUCAUUGGCUAUCGACGAGGAGAUCUACGGUCCGGACCACCCAGACGUCGCUACAGUUCUUGGCAACCUCGCUGUUGUACUGAUGGCUCAGGGCAACUACACCGAGGCUGAGCGUAUUAGUGAGCGAUGUCAAGCAAUAACGGAGAAAGCCCUUGGCCCGAAGCACCCAAGUUUGGCUACAGUGCUCAACAACCGGGCGGAGUUGUUGGGAAAUCAGACCAAGCUUGAUGAGGCCUUAGAGAUGAGGCAGAAGGCUCUAGCUAUUGAAGAGCGCGUGUACCCCGCAUGCCACCCCCGGAUAGGUCAGUCGCUCAACAACCUCGCGGGAAUGUUGGAAAGCAAGGGCAAGUACGGCGAGGCGGAACUGUUGUACGUGAGAGCUGUCGAUAUAGGAGAGAAAGCAAUGGGUCCAGAGCAUGCAGAUCUUGCCGUGUCGCUCAGCAACUUGGCGGGGGUGUUGAGCACGCAGGGAAAGUACGCCGACGCGCAGCGGUUGUUGGAGAGAGCCCUGGCAAUCGAAGAAGCCGCUUUGGGGGCAAAGCACACGAGGACGAUCACGUCUCGCGAGUGUAUGGCGGACCUGUAUCAGCAACAGGGGUUCUUCGACAAGGCUUCUCGUCUGAUGGAGGAGGUUGUCACGGCUCGUGAGGAUGUUUUAGGAUGUGACCACCCAGAUUUCGCUUUAGCGCUCCACAACCAGGCGGGUUUGUUGAAAGAGCAGGCCAAGUACGCCGAGGCGGAGCCACUGUGCAAGCGCUCGUUGGCUAUCUUUGAAAACGUUCACGGUCCUGAUCACUCGGAUGUUGCUUCAGUCCUCAACAGCUGGGGGGCGGUGUUGGAGGAUCAGGGCAAGUAUGAGGAGGCCCGGCGGCUGUAUGAGCGUUCCCUCGACAUUCGUGAGAAGGUGCUAGGCCCUGAGCACCCGGACGUGGGUACGUCGCUCAACAACCUGGCGCACUUGUUCAAGGGUCAGGGAAAGUACGACGCGGCCGACGCGCUCUAUGAGCGGUGCGAACGAAUCGACAAGGUUCUCGGCCCUGAACACCCAGAUGUGGCCAAAACGCUCAACAACCGGGCGGAGUUGUCGAGAGAGCAGGCUUGCUGA